Drosophila teissieri is the source of this 1519-nucleotide messenger RNA. It is a transcript of the gene Mcad, whose product is annotated as probable medium-chain specific acyl-CoA dehydrogenase, mitochondrial. Gene Ontology annotation, cellular component: mitochondrion. NCBI's taxonomy places the organism in Eukaryota, Metazoa, Arthropoda, Insecta, Diptera, Drosophilidae. Gene Ontology annotation, molecular function: medium-chain fatty acyl-CoA dehydrogenase activity; flavin adenine dinucleotide binding. The transcript has 3 exons. The record is from RefSeq and is a predicted model, not a curated record. Gene Ontology annotation, biological process: medium-chain fatty acid catabolic process; fatty acid beta-oxidation. Bases 139 to 1398 code for a protein of 419 amino acids.
UACACAUGCACAUAUAUAUUUCAUCGCUAUACCGGCGCAUCGCCAACUCGUUUGGAUCAUUUCGCUGCCAGCCAGCGACGAGUUAGCAAGGCGACCUAGUUAAAACUCAGGAAAAUACGAAAAUAAACCCAUAUUCAGAUGGCGUUCCUCAACAAGCUCGCUGCGCCCGCCCUGCGCCAGUUGGUGUCCCAAAGUCGCGCCUACGCCGCCGUGUCACACGUUUCGCCCAAUGGCACCUCCUUCGCACUCACCGAGGAUCAGCUGCAGCUGCAGGAGCUGGCCCGUAAGUUUACCCGCGAGGAGAUCAUCCCAGUCGCUGCCCAAUACGACAAGAGCGGCGAGUACCCGUGGCCCAUCAUCAAGAAGGCCUGGGAACUGGGCCUGAUGAACAACCACAUUCCCGCCGACAUUGGUGGCCUGGAUCUCGAUGUGUUCACCACCUGCUUGUCGGCCGAAGAGCUGGCCUACGGCUGCACCGGCAUCAUGACCGCCUUGGAGGCUAGUGGUCUGGGCCAAACUCCUGUGAUCCUGUCCGGUAACAAGGAACAGAAGAAAAAGUACCUGGGCCGCCUGCUUGAGGAGCCACUGGUUGCCGCCUAUGGUGUUACGGAGCCCGGAGCAGGAUCCGAUGUAUCCGGCAUCAAGACACGCGCCGAGAAGAAGGGCGAUGAGUACAUCAUCAACGGCCAGAAGAUGUGGAUCACCAACGGCGGUGUGGCCAACUGGUACUUUGUGCUGGCCCGCACCAAUCCGGAUCCCAAGUGCCCGCCCAGCAAGGCCUUCACCGGGUUCAUUGUGGAGCGGGACUCUCCCGGACUGACGCCCGGUCGCAAGGAGUUGAACAUGGGACAGCGCGCCUCCGACACGCGUGGCAUCACCUUCGAGGAUGUGCGCGUGCCCAAGGAGAAUGUGCUGAUUGGCGAGGGAGCCGGUUUCAAAAUUGCCAUGGGCACUUUCGAUAAGACACGUCCUCCAGUGGCCGCCGGUGCUGUGGGCUUGGCCCAGCGUUGCUUGGAUGAGGCUCUUAAAUACGCGCUGGAACGCAAGACCUUUGGCGUGCCCAUCGCUCACCACCAGGCUGUGCAGUUCAUGCUGGCUGAUAUGGCCAUCGGCGUGGAGACAUCCCGUCUGGCGUGGCGUCUUUCUGCCUGGGAAAUCGACCAGGGACGUCGUAACAGCUAUUAUGCCUCCAUUGCCAAGUGCCAUGCCGCCGAUGUGGCCAACAAGAUUGCCUCCGAUGCCGUCCAGAUCUUUGGAGGCAACGGCUUCAACAGCGAGUAUCCCGUGGAGAAGCUGAUGCGUGAUGCCAAGAUCUACCAAAUCUACGAAGGUACUUCUCAGAUCCAGCGCCUCAUCAUUUCCCGAAACAUGUACGAGGUAGCUAAGGGUCAAGCCUAAGUCAGUUUUAACUAGGAUUCCGCAUCUCCAUUUACCUCAUCCUUCAUCAUGCUCAUUGUAGACACAUUCACAAAUCCGAUUAAUAAAGUACAAUAAGUAAAUAAUUACAAGAAAAUAUGAA